UGAGAGAAGGAAGAGGUAGACAGAAGAGUAGAGAGAGAGGGGGGAGAGAGAGGGGGGGAGGGAGGUGGGUUGAAGGGGGGGUGGAGAAUGUCAUAUGGGCAGAAGGGGAGGCAGAGAACAUCACCUCUCUUUGAUGUUUGAAGCGGCGUCAGACCGUUGGGAGGUCGGACACUGACAGGCUGAGCUAAAGAAGAAGAAGAAGAAGAAGAAGAGGAAGAAAGAGGAGGACGAGGAGGAGGGCCUUAAACACUGAGGAGAUACAACGUGUGCGUCCUCGGGUCGGUUGACAGGCAGAAGAGUCACACUGGACGUCAUAAUACCCUUUGAUAUCAGUCCAAUCUCCGGGGGUCAGGGACGUUUUAAAUGCUGAAAAGGAUUUGGACUCACAUCCUCUAAGUCCACACAGACGGACGGACUCACUGAGCAGAGACACUAGAGACUGCACAUUCGCAACCAGGAAUCUCAGGAUGCUCUGUGAGAAAAAUCCACUUCGAAUCUGCCCGCAACAACCAGCCCGACUCCGCGCUGCACCCGCAGGCGACGUCGCAGCAGAAGUCCUGCAAUAAAAGCUGCAGUGACAUUUCGGAAAAAGGUGCCAAGAGUUCUGCAGGACGAGCUGCAGGCGCUGCACAUGAGCACCUCACUCGCACACAAACAAGAGACACAUCGACUCAGUCGCUGGGCCGCGGGCACCAACAGAGCUUCCCCAACAUGAUGGAGAAACUGAACCCCACCGGCCCACCUGUCUCACCCUGCGACCUGCCUCACCCCUCCUCCCCGUCGUGUGACUCCGUAGAGCAGCACAGUCCCCUCCACAACAAGACUUUGUCAUUUAAGGACGCCAUCAGCGGCCCACGUCCCGCAAACAAAAAGGGGCACAAGGGACACAUGGACGUCUCCUCUCCUGGCACGCUUAAGCCCGUACUCAUGGAGACAAGGGAGGACAAGGAGGAGGGGGAGGAGGGGGAGAAGCGAGCUGGAGCAAAGAGCACCACAGCCCCUGAUGCCUCUGCCAACGGGUCCCCGACUCUUUCCUCUCCGCCUCCGCUCCUCCCAGCACCAGCCAAGGCCUCCGUCGCCUCCGUCGCCUCCGUCGCCUCCUUCCCUCCGUGCUCACUAUCAUCUCCUCUUCCUCCGCACAUUCCCGUCAUCAGCCUCGGUCACAGCAAACCCCCUCUGCGCCUCCCCAAUACCCCUUUGACCGCCCUCCACCCGAUACCCAACCUCCGGCAUGGGCCCCGCGGCGACCUUCGCGGCGGUCAGCGGCCCUAUUUGCCUGUGGCCAACCUCGGAGCAUCCGGGGGCUCCUCAACUCCCUCCCCAGCACACCUUCUGCACCAGCAGUACCUGUCACCGCACCCCUUCUUCACCAGUUCUUACCUGAAUCCCUCAGGAGGAAACUAUGGCGUCAUCAGCAGCAGCCGCAUCAAGAGAAGACCCUCGUCCCACUUUGAGGUGGAUAUCACCGACUGCCCUCCCCAGAAAAUCGCUCGCCGCGUCUUCACCAACAGCCGCGAGCGCUGGCGACAGCAAAACGUGAACGGGGCUUUCUCUGAGCUGAGGAAGCUCAUUCCCACGCAUCCACCCGAGAAGAAGCUCAGCAAGAACGAGAUCCUCCGCCUGGCUGUCAAGUACAUCAACUUCCUGGUGACGCUGCUCAAUGACCAGACACAGGCCCGGAGCAGGGACCCCGAGGAGGACCAGGUCACCGCGGCUGGGUUGGACGGCAACAAACAGAACCGUGGUUUUCAGUGCAGCGCCCCUCCUCCGGCCCGCGCCGCCCCCCUGCCCUCGGCCCGUCCCUCGGCCCGUCCCUCGGCCCGUCCCUCGGCCCGUCCCUCGGCCCGUCCCGCGGCGGUGCACAGAGACAGGGACUCGACCGACUCGGUCAUUGCUCUGUCCAACUCCUCGGAGACAUCCAGUUGCUACGGCGAUACGGACAGCGAGGAGAGCUUCGUGGCUAAAACCUCCUUGGUGACGCAUGGCAUCCUGGGAAAGGUCAAGGGGCGGAUACGGAUGGUGGCAACCACAAAUGAUGAGCGGUGACACCAUCGUGAUGUCUUGUUCAAAUGUAUCUGUGCUGUGCAGCAAGUUGAGGGACACAAAGGAUCACAUUUUUAUUUCAUGUUCGAAUAAGGUCACAAUGUUCAUUCGUCGAACUUUACGAUGUGGAUGAGUAGUGAUGAAUUAUGUUAAACAGGAACAGAAGAAAUAGAGGUUCUUCGAUUUUUCUCUGUAGACCAAAGGAAAAUAUUUAUACGCACGAUUGUUAAAACCAUUUUGCCAUUAUGGUCCAAAUGCAGCCUCAUACCUGUAAAUAAUCUGCAUUGCUCCAGUACGAUUACGGGAACUACCAAGAAAUACUCAGCAAAGUUUCCCGCUUUUAACGCCGUUGUUGGAGCGGCGAGGCAGAUGGUACCACCCUCACGUUGUGACACACUUGUACCAGACAGAAAUAAAGAAGCCUUUUAGUUUGCUGUUCCUUAUUUGACAUCCGCUUAUUGCGCUGCACAGACUUCUCGUUGUCAGCAGAAUUUCUCAACAUCGUCCAAAUGUUUAGGGAACGUAUGUUUAUCAUCAAAGUGUCUAAGUCCUUUUUGUGAGAUGAUCUCUAUAACCAUCAGGCGUCAGACGUAUGAAUACAAUGCUUGUUUUACCCAACUUGUGUCACGUGUCUACAUUUGAAUAAAUUGACACAUUGUCUACAUGUCACGCACUGAA
Messenger RNA from Gasterosteus aculeatus aculeatus (three-spined stickleback), 2721 nucleotides. It is a transcript of the gene lyl1, whose product is annotated as LYL1 basic helix-loop-helix family member. NCBI's taxonomy places the organism in Eukaryota, Metazoa, Chordata, Actinopteri, Perciformes, Gasterosteidae. Gene Ontology annotation, biological process: regulation of transcription by RNA polymerase II. The record is from RefSeq and is a predicted model, not a curated record. Gene Ontology annotation, molecular function: RNA polymerase II cis-regulatory region sequence-specific DNA binding; DNA-binding transcription factor activity, RNA polymerase II-specific; protein dimerization activity.